Molecule: messenger RNA, 2232 nt
Organism: Gossypium raimondii (Peruvian cotton)
Lineage: Eukaryota; Viridiplantae; Streptophyta; Magnoliopsida; Malvales; Malvaceae
Exons: 6
Coding region: 565-1803 (412 amino acids)
Molecular function (GO): GTPase activity; GTP binding
Source: RefSeq, a predicted model, not a curated record
UUAAAGAAUGGAUUCUUGGAUUAUGUUUAGUCGUAUUUUUCUCUGGAUAAUUAGGGUUUAACAAGAUUAGGAUUCAGGAUUUGUUCUUCCUCUUCGUUUCCCUUCAUCGCUGCUCUUUUCCUACUUAAUAAUUGCAUUAUCUUUAUGCAGUUGCAAUAAAAUUGUAAAAAUUGUUCUGUUUUUUUUUGGGGACUUUUCUUUCAAUUCAUUUUAAGAGAUUCUAACCUACCUGCUAAAGUUUGGGCCUUUUGCUUUUCCCCCUUUCGUUUUAGUUGUCAUUCUCAUUCCCCGUUCGCAUUCAUUUUCUUAACUUUCUUUCUUCACCUCAUCUAAUUUUAUGGUUUUCUAAUCAAUUGAUUCGCUUCCUUGAGAAAAAAGGAUUGCUCAACUGUUAAUUCACAACUGUUUUGUCCUUUUUUUCAUGUUCACACGCACACAAAGUUAAAUAUAAUAUGGAUGUGUAGGAGGAGUUGAUUAGAUUCAAGAUUUGAAAUGGAGAGGGUGAAAAUUUCAAAUUAGGGUUUGUAGAUGCUUGUUUUUGGUUACUAAUUGUUCUAUCAACAAAUGGAAGAAAACAAGGAAGGAUCCACAAAAUUGAAAGCCCAGGAUGAGACUAGGAACCGACCCUCCAUUUUUGUCAUUGGAUGUCCCAACGUCGGCAAGCGCACCCUGAUCUCCCGGCUUGCUUCUGUGGAGUUCGAAGAAGAAGAUAGCUCCCAAGUGGUAGUCCAUGGCUGGACUAUCAAUACGAAAUACUACACUGCUGAUGUUUCUCUGUGUAUGGCUCAUCUUCAAGAUGGAUUUUCAGCUCAAACCCUCCCUAUAUUUAACCAUUCAACCGCCUUGGUCAUGGUUUUUGAUAUGUCUCAUCUGUCAACUUUUUCUGCUCUUCAGGAUUGGAUAUCUUACACUGAUAUCCAAAACUUGGAGAUUUUAAUCUGCAUCGGAAACAAAGUUGAUCGAGUUCCAGGUCAUCCUGUCCAUGCUGAAUACGCAAAACGCAUACACAAACUUGAUGAUUCCUCUACUCAUCCUUCAUCUGACUUCACUCGAUAUGGAAUUUCUGAAGCUGAAAGAAGCAGUCUAUUGGAAAAUGAAGACCCAUCUUCCGACAUUCGCAGGAAAUGCUUGGAGUGGUGUAUUGACCACAACAUUGAGUUCAUCGAAGCUUGUGCUUUGAAUGCUGAUUUUGACAAAUGUUUGUCAGUUGAUGGAGAUUUACAAGGAGUUGAACGUCUUUAUGGUGCUAUUUCUGCUCAUAUGUGGCCUGGAAUGGUUCUGAAAUCUGGUGAUAUGAUAACUGAACCUUCGCUACCUGAGAAAGAAGAUUCAUCAGAGGAAGAGCCUGAUUAUCAGUUUGAAUAUGAAGUGUUAUCUGCGGGUUCAGCUGAACCAGGGAAUGGCAUUGUUGAAGAAUGGAUUUCUGCAAGUCCGGCUAACACAUUCCUGGAUAUAGGGAAAUCAGUUGAUGCGGGAAAUUCUGAUUCAGAUUGUGUUCAAGGAAACAUAACCAGAUGUGAAAAGGAAGAGUCACAUACCUUUCCGACAGGUUCUGCUUUAGGGGAGAAAAUUGACAGAAUGGAACCCAAUGCUGAAGAACCAGGUCGAGCUUCAGCUUCAGAAGUAGAUGAUGGCCCCCAUUAUGAAUUUGAGGAUUUGGAACAGUUGAUGUCGGAGAUUGGGAACAUUCGCAGCAACUUGAGGUUAAUGCCUGACUUUCAAAGGAGGGAGAUGGCUGCCAAGCUGGCUAUUAAAAUGGCUGCCAUGUUUGGAGGUGACAGUGAUGAUGAAGAGGAGAUAUGAGUUACUACUGGGACAUAAGAACUUUUAUAUUGUUCAGAAUUUUGGAAGUUAUUGACAUGUAGCUGAAAUACAAAGUUAACUAAAAAAGGAGCCUUCAUUGAAAAUGUAUGCUUAAUUGUAGGUAAAUAGAGAUUUUUAGUGCAGAGAAUGAAGAUCUGAGUUUUGGCAAUUUGACUAGUUUAAUCGGGGCAAGGCAGGGCAUGAUGUUGGGAAUUCUUUUGAAGUUGAGGCAUGACGGAUACAGUAGGUGGGAUAGGGUGGUUGUGUUGCGGCGUGAUAUCCGAAAAUUGACUGCCUCUUUCUAUUUGCCUAGUUGAUGACAAUUACUUUUGAAAUUUGUUGAUGAGAUAAUUUCAAAGAUGAUCACUGCAUUGUCCUAGUAAUGUAUUUAUGAAUAAAUGUAUGAAUGUAAAUCAUUAGUUUAAUCAA